UUCAAUCUUUUUUAUUUUCAGAUUACAAAACCUUUGGCCUUGAUUUAGCUCCAUAGACCUUUCCCUGUUCAACUUCAAACACAAAGAUUUUUGACCCACAGGAAGUAUACAGCAGCCUGAACUCUGCAAUUUUCUCAGCAGAGUUACUGUAAAUCACUUUACAGCAGUCAGCAUUCCCAGAAAAUGUAUUUGUUGACAUCUUUGGCUUCUGUGCAUGCUGAUCAGAUGUGAGCAGAUUUGUAUUUUUAAAGUCAACUGCUGCUGCUGCUUGUGAUUAAUCCCACCACCAACAUGUAGCCAAGCUCAAAGCCUGGAAACCCAGAAAUGACAGAGUAUAAGGCAAACCAGGAAUGAUGGUAAUCUUGGGGGUCCCACAUGUUGGUCCUGCAAAUUCAGAAAAGCGAUUCUUCAUAAAGAAUCCUUUGUUUUGUUCAUUUCUUUUCCGAAUCAUUUCAGUUGCCUCCAUUUAUUUGAAUUGAACACGUGCCAGGUGUUUACCAUACUGGGUAAUCACUGCCAGCUGACUCUAAACGUGGAAUUAAUUCAGUGUUUCAUGGCUAUUGCUUUCUAGAUUGGCAUACAGGCUUCUAGUGUAUUUAUCUGUGUAGAAAGCUUUUACAUACUUUCGAAAGGAGAGAUGCGAGAAUGCCUGAGGGAUAUAAGCUACAGGGGACUUUAUUAUAUGUUCGUGUUGCGCAUUCCACAGACACUGGGACGGGAGAGGGGGAGGCUGCUAUUGCUUGGACUCCCAAGGUCUCUGCUCACUAGCAAAUCAGAAUAAUGAACAAACAAUGUUUGGGAACAAGCGAGGAGGGAGAGAGUGGGAAAGACAUCAAAGGGAAAGGCUGCAAAGCUUUGUUUUCUUUUUCCUUCUCCCCUUCUCAGCGAGGCAGAAGAGGCUUUCAGAGUUGACUCUGGUCGAGAUGAGUGUGCAAUUGACCGGGAAAGUGCCUGUGGAAAAGGACUGUCUAAUGAAAAGAUUGCUAUGGUGGCAUUGGGAGCGAGAAUAAUGUGGGUGAGGGCCAGAUGUGGAGGGGCUACGCUGACGUUUAUGGGGCUAAACCUCCAGUGUGACUCAGAUUGACUACAGACUGUAAUCUGCACAAUCCUCGUGACCUCUUCCACUCUUGCGCUUUUUUGCCUCUCUCUCUUUUUCACACAAGGUCGCUGUUGGGUGACUAAAAGCUUGCCGGUAUGUGUUGACCACGUGUUGGCUUUAUUUCACUCCGGAACUGCUCAUGUGGAAAAGGUAGUCUAGGUCAAGGAAAGGGGGAGUCUGGAGGAGUAGAUGGUAACACCCCCCACCCCGAUAUGAAUGUAUUCUGCUUCAAAUAUUCAGGACUUAAGAUGCUCGUUCACCCAAAUACCAUUCUCUGCACUUGUCAGUGUAGUUUUAGCUCUGGGGCCACUGCAGGUCACGGUCUCCCUCCUUAUCCUCAUUGGUUACAGGGUCUUCCAAAUGGGGCUUGCUGGUUGGUUGGCCCAUCAUUCUACUAUUUUUGUGGGGAUUAUGCUCCACUGAUUGGGCACGCUCCCAAACCCCCACAUCUGGUAAAGAGACUGAAGUGAAGAGAGGGGUAGAGCGAGGGAAAGAAGCAGGAAGAGAGGUGGGAGGGUAAAAGGAGGAGGAGCAUCGUCUUCCCUACUGUCUCGCUUGGCAUUUUAGUUAUCAAGUUUCGCUCAUCUUAAGCACAUGUGUGCGUGUCUGUGAACCUAGCUUGAGUGUUGUGGAGGACACUGCUGAUUUGGCUGAUAUUCUGUUUUGUCCACCAAGGAUUAUGGAAUAACUAGUUAGCUAGUUUAAAAAAUAAAAGGAGGAGGACAGAUGACAUUUCUUUAACUGAAUUAUGCACACGCACAUAUGGAUUUUGUUUUCUCUGCCCUUGGCAGUUGAAGAAUGCCAUCUCUUAAGGAGAUUGGAUCCUUGAUCGGAGGGCAAGGAGCCGUUUUGGACUGAGCGUACGAUCAUCCGCAGCCUUUUGCCCUUUGGGGAUCUUCUACUAUUGUUCCCCUCUAUAGUGAGAUCAAAGGAAACCACUGCAGCUUCAUAGGAAACCAACAUGGAACCAGAGACUGAAAAUGGAAGCGCCAUGUUUGAAUGAAUGCUGGACUUGUGUUGCAAUGGCAAAAAUUUAUCAUCAUGGUUUAUUAGGUUUAUUUCUGUCGUAUUGAAUAUUCACAUACAAGUGAUUAAUACAACAGGCACGUGACAUCAUAUGCCCUUAAAACCUGCAGAAUGGAUGUGAUGGCAUCUUGUUGGAGGGGGCAGGAGGAGCAGGCUGCCAAACUGAAAGCGGAGAAGAUUAGAGUUGCCUUGGAAAAAAUCAAGGAGGCACAGGUUAAAAAGUUGGUCAUUAGGGUCCACAUGUCGGAUGAGAGCUCUAAGACCAUGAUGGUGGAUGAGCGGCAGACAGUCAGGCAGGUGCUGGACAGCCUGCUGGAUAAGUCUCACUGUGGCUACAGCCCUGAUUGGUCUCUAGUGGAGACCAUCACAGAACUCCAGAUGGAACGUAUUUUUGAGGAUCAUGAGAACCUGGUGGAGAAUCUCUUAAACUGGACCCGGGACAGCCAUAACAAGCUGAUGUUCAUUGAACGCAUCGAGAAGUACGCGCUUUUCAAGAACCCUCAGAACUACUUGUUGGGGCGGAAGGAGACAUCAGAGAUGGCCGACAGGAAUAAAGAGGCUUUAUUGGAGGACUGUUUCUGUGGGGGCUCGGUAUCUGUGCCAGAGAUCGAGGGGGUACUGUGGCUGAAGGAGGAUGGGAAGAAGUCCUGGAAGAAACGCUACUUUCUCCUCAGGGCUUCAGGAAUCUAUUAUGUCCCCAAAGGCAAAGCCAAGGCUUCCAGAGACCUUGUGUGCUUCUUGCAGUUGGAUCAUGUUAACGUGUAUUACGGUCAGGACUACCGCAGCAAAUACAAGUCUCCAACUGACUACUGCCUGGCCCUCAAGCACCCUCAAAUCCAGAAGAAGUCACAGUAUAUCAAAUACCUCUGCUGUGAUGAUGUCAGGACCCUGCACCAAUGGGUGAAUGGAAUUCGGAUUGCCAAGUAUGGAAAGCAGCUGUACGCAAACUACCAGGAAGCCAUGAAGAGAACGGAGGCAGCCUACGAUUGGUCCUCUCUCUCUACUUCCAGCAUCCGAUCAGGCUCCAGCUCUGCCAGCAUACCUGAGUCCCAGUCGAAUCAUUCAGGCCAUUCAGACAGUGGGGUGGACACAAGCUCUUCUCAUGGGAGAUCCCAGAGUGUGGUGAGCUCCAUUUUCUCUGAGGCCUGGAAGAGGGGUACUCAGAUUGAGGAAAACUCAAAGAUGAGAAUGGAGACAUCCAGAGGUUCUACACUAUCCCAUGGUUCACACACUCAUCGACAUCACAGCCAGCAUUCAGCUGAGCACCCAGCAGUGAUGCCACCACCUCAGACCCACCCCCAACCUCAUCAGCAUCCACCCAUGCACCCCCAGACACCAACUACACCGCAGCACCUGCCCCCCCAGCCUCAGUCUCCGCAACAGGCACCACAGCCACCGACCCAGUCGCCUCAGCGCCCUCAGCAACCACCACAGUUGCCUCAACAGCAGCAACAGCCGCAGACCAUUGACUGUUACAACCAUGUCCCACCAGAGGAGAAACAACAGGUUCCUCCAACUCCACCUCCACCUCCUCCUCCUCCUCUACCACCACCUCCUCUUCCUUCCCAACCCCUUAUUGAAUGUGUGCCAAAGUACUCACCAACUGUGCACAUGUAUAAGUACAGUACAAUAACCAGGCUGUACAAACAGAACGCCUCCCAGGGAGCCAAUCACUACAAGCUGCCCAAUUAUCUUGGUGCAAAGGUUCAGCAGUCCCAUGGUCCAACACCUUCAGCAGCUCACACGUCAGGCAAGACCAAUGUCAAUCACAUUGCUGCAAGGACUACUGUCCCGCCUCCUCCACCACCUCCUCCACCUCAAAAUCCCACUUCAAUGUCGAUGCUGACUCCAGUUUCAGCCAUGGCAGCUUUGAAGUUUGGAACACCAAGCCCAGCUGUUUUACCGGCCAUUAGCCUUCCACCUCCAAUACCGCCAGCUGAUCCACAGACCAAUGAAAUGGCUUUUCCUCCCCCUCCUCCGCCGCCACCGCCUCCUCCCACUGAACCGGUUCCAAUGUCAGGUUUGUGUCGACCCAUUUACCCUAAUGAGCUAAAGCAUGCACUUAAGGAGAGGUUUCCUAGCCCACCACGGGACCUCCCAUCUUCAAAUGAAGGCCUUGAAGAGCCCCCACCACAUGUUCCCGCUCCACCACUGCCUCCUCCUCCUCCCCCCCCACCUCCAACCCCUCAGCAGUUUCCAGUCCCAGCCCAGUUUCCACCUCCUCCUGCACCUCCACCAGCACCACCUAAAACCUUUACCCUAGGCUUUAUUCCUCACACCACCGGAAAACCUGUGUCACCUGUCUCUCCGUUCCCACCUGCCCCACCUUCUGCAGUUCUGAGUGGUCCAGCCCCACCGCCGCCGCCACCACCACCACCCCCUCCUGCACCUGCACCUCUCAAAAAGCAAUUCAGCCUACAGACUGGCCACACAUCUGUUCAGCCUCCUCCAACUCUGCUCAAGCAGCAGAGCCUGUCUAAGCCAACAUCUGUUUCAACAGGAGCUCCUGCGUCCGCAUCUUCAGUGAAGCAAAUAGCCAGUAAGUUUCCAGGAGCUUCGCUCCAAGUAGUCAGUCAUACAGAGAGUCCCAAAGUGCCCCUCUCCCCACCUGCAGUCAAGACCAAACCAAAAUGGCAGCCUGGAGGAGUCCAGCAGCUGCAGUCUCCAGAGUUCCCACCACCUCCUUCAGAUGGCAGCACUGGUUUCCCUGCUCCUCCACCUCCUCCACCACCACUCCCUGUCACAGGGCCCACCCCUCCACCACCGCCUCUCCCUCCUGUAAAUCUAGGCUCAUCCAUUAACAGGUCGCCACCUGGUUCCUCCAGUCUGGAAGGUAAAAAGCCUCCUCCCACUCCUCAGAGGAACUCCAGCAUCAAGUCCAAUGCCUCGCCUUUCUACCAGGAAUCCAGGAGAAACCUUCUCAGUAAGUUUGCUCCUCAGACCAACACUUCUCCAGCCUCCUCAUGCUCUGUCUCUUCAUCCAAAGGAUCUCCCUCCAAGGAUUUCUCCAAUGGGCCUCCUGCGCCCCCAAAACCAGGCAAGCUCAACCUGGCCAACCUACCCUUGGCACUCCAAGCCAAAGUGAAUCAAGUGAAGCAGUCCGGUGGCGACUUCCCUUCUCCACCACCUGAAUGCACCUACUUCCCCCCACCUCCUCCAGCCUCAGAGCUUCUCCCCCCUCCACCGCCUCCUGGUAGUGACAACCACAGUGGACCACCUCGGGUUGCUGUGGUUAACCCACAGCCCCAGGCACCCCCUCCUCCCCCUCCUCCACCUGUCCCGCUCAUCAGCAACUCUUCCUGGGGAAAGGGUUCUCUGAAGAAGACUCCACCACCCACACUUGCACGGCGUAAUAACACCACCGCAGAGCCUCCACCACUCUCGCCACCACACCAACUCCCUCCACCCACAUCCCCAAAGGACAGUUCAGGCCAGCCCAACUUCCUGGAAGAUCUCCACCGGACCCUGAAGCGUAAAUCAGUAGGCCGGCAGGGUUCCUUAAACUCUUCUGGCCUUUCUGGCAAGCUGGACCCUAUUGGAACUAUGGACGACAUGGCACUGCCGCCACCACCCCCAGAGCUCCUCUUGGACCAGGAAAAUCAGAGCAAUGGAGGAAAUGGUGCCUACAUGUCUGGAAACAUCUCAGGCUAUGCAACACUACGACGGGGACCACCGCCUGCACCACCCAAACGAGGAGACGCCACCAAACUUACUGGAUAGUGCUGAAAUUACUGGCGGUCCAGACGCAGUGAUGGACAAUGAAAGAACAUAUGGAAAUGACCAUUCAUUAGUGAAACUGAAACUCUUUUUGAAUUUCUGUUCUCUGGGAUUAUGAUGCUUAAUAAAUGACUUUGUAUAUACUGAAUGCCAAACCAGACAUGAUCAGUUAGUGUUUACAAAAUACUGCUUGGCCUUCUGCAUCAGUGGGGUUUACUUACAUUUGGACUGGAGCAAGUUUGGCAUCACAGAAAAGUAAAUUAAAUUUUCCUGUGAUUGUUGGCGGUAUCUUGUAUUGUAUGGUAAUGCCCACUCAUCUGGUACACCAAGCAGGACGAAAUAAACACUAAUACGCUUUCAGCAAAUGUUACUGGAUCCACGUCUGAGCCAAACCAUGCCCCCACUUGUUUGCCGUAACUUCACGCCACAAAUUGGAGACAGAAAAGGGAAAAACUCAUCAGGAUUUUUCCACUUUGAUACUGCAUGGACCUCAUGUAGCUACAAACUGUAAAACAUGAAGCUUGGGUGUGUGUGUGUGUGUGUGUGCGGGGCAGAUUGUGUGCACACAAUAUGUGGUGCGCAUGCAUACAAUAUGUUGAAGGUGUGCAUAUGAUACCUGGAGUGCGUGCACAUGUGUAUGUAUGAUUUAUAUGUUUGGGGAAAUGAGGAGGGCCGUCACAGGACAUGGACUGUUAGGUUUGCUUUUAUAUAUAUAUAAAAAUUAUUUAAUGACUGAUGAAUGAAAGGUUUUUUUAUAUAUAUAAAGUAGUUUUCUUUUAAAAGCUGUUCAUGCAACACUCAAGAGGAACAAACCAACAUUUGGGGACAAUGGAAUGUAUUAAAAAGAUGAAUUGCAUACAUGAAGGCACUGAUUCAGUGAGUCAAAAAAAAAAAAACCUUGAAAUUUUGAAAUCUAAAUGCAAGCUUUAUUCAUAAAGUCUUGCACU
This is a messenger RNA of Thalassophryne amazonica, 6789 nucleotides long. It is a transcript of the gene raph1b, whose product is annotated as Ras association (RalGDS/AF-6) and pleckstrin homology domains 1b. The coding region runs from base 2237 to 5845 and encodes 1202 amino acids. Gene Ontology annotation, cellular component: plasma membrane; cytosol. Gene Ontology annotation, biological process: signal transduction. The transcript is spliced from 11 exons. The record is from RefSeq and is a predicted model, not a curated record. NCBI's taxonomy places the organism in Eukaryota, Metazoa, Chordata, Actinopteri, Batrachoidiformes, Batrachoididae.